Messenger RNA from Eptesicus fuscus (big brown bat), 1418 nucleotides. It is a transcript of the gene DEDD, whose product is annotated as death effector domain containing. Gene Ontology annotation, cellular component: nucleolus. The transcript has 5 exons. The record is from RefSeq and is a predicted model, not a curated record. Bases 352 to 1305 code for a protein of 317 amino acids. NCBI's taxonomy places the organism in Eukaryota, Metazoa, Chordata, Mammalia, Chiroptera, Vespertilionidae. Gene Ontology annotation, biological process: regulation of apoptotic process; apoptotic process; extrinsic apoptotic signaling pathway via death domain receptors. Gene Ontology annotation, molecular function: protein binding; DNA binding.
CCGCGCCGCCCGCGGAGGCCGCGCCAGGCUGCCCUCACCUGGCAUGGCCACUCAGCUCGCGCCCAACCGCGGGCCUGACGCCGCCGCGAGCCGGCCCGCAGCCGGCCAGGUUCCGGAGGCGCCGCUCCGGACGCAGCCUCUCCCCGGCCCCGCCCGCCUUGCCGCUCCGCUCCCCUCCCCCGGUCCCACGCCCGCGGCGGCGGCAGGAGCCCGGAUGCGGCGCCGGGAGACGGCGCGGGGAGCGGCGCGGAUGGAUCCAACAUGGCGGCGCCGAGCCUGAGCCUGGGUGUAGUGGGGAUCGCAGCUGCCAGGCAGGGAUUCUGGGACGCGUUGCGCACCUGAGCCCCCGGCAUGGCGGGGCUGAAGCGGCGGGCGAGCCAGGCGUGGCCGGGAGAGCGUGGCGAGCAGGAGCACGGGCUGUACAGCCUGCACCGCAUGUUUGACAUCGUGGGCACCCACCUGACACACAGAGAUGUGCGCGUCCUUUCCUUCCUCUUCGUUGAUGUCAUCGAUGACCGUGAGCGUGGCCUCAUCCGGAAUGGACGUGACUUCUUAUUGGCGCUUGAGCGCCAGGGCCGCUGUGAUGAGACUAACUUCCGCCAAGUGCUGCAGCUGUUGCGCAUCAUCACUCGCCACGACCUGCUGCCCUACGUCACCCUCAAGAGGAGGCGGGCUGUGUGCCCUGACCUUGUAGACAAGUAUCUGGAGGAGACAUCAAUUCGCUAUGUGACCCCCAGAGCCCUCAGUGAUCCAGAACCAAGGCCUCCCCAAACCCCUAAAACAGUGCCUCCUCACUAUCCUGUGGUGUGCUGCCCUUCAGGCCCUCAGAUGUGUAGCAAGAGGCCAGCUCGAGGGAGAGCCACACUUGGGAGCCAGCGAAAACGCCGAAAGUCAGUGACACCAGAUCCUAAGGAAAAGCAGACGUGUGACAUCAGGCUGCGGGUCCGGGCCGAAUACUGCCAGCAUGAGACUGCUCUGCAGGGCAACGUCUUCUCCAACAAGCAGGACCCACUUGAGCGCCAGUUUGAGCGCUUCAACCAGGCCAACACCAUCCUCAAGUCCCGGGACCUGGGCUCCAUCAUCUGUGACAUCAAGUUCUCUGAGCUCACCUACCUCGACGCUUUCUGGCGCGACUACAUCAACGGCUCGCUCCUGGAGGCACUGAAAGGCGUCUUCAUCACAGACUCGCUCAAGCAGGCGGUGGGCCACGAAGCCAUCAAGCUGCUGGUGAACGUGGACGAGGAGGACUACGAGCUGGGCCGGCAGAAGCUCCUGAGGAACUUGAUGCUGCAGGCCUCGCCCUGACCUUCCCUCCUGGGACUGGUCCCGGCACUCGCCUCUGGAGCGUACACACUGUCCUGGGGUUUUUCUCUCCCUUCCAACCAAUCACACCCCUGCCUUUUUUUUUUUAAGGAAAA